AUGCUAUCAGCAUGUAGGGCAUGUCAUAUCGUGCUGGACAGACAAACAGAAAUGUGGUGUUUAAUUUUAUUAUUUGUUGCGAUCGCUGGCUUAGGUCAUGCAGAGGAAGAGUAUCACAUUACGCCAGUGGCGCUGCCGGCAUCUUCGGCCAGCCGCAUCGUUGGAGGUACAGCUACUACGAUACAACAAUACCCUUUUACAGUACAGAUUUAUAGAAGUAAUGCAUUCAGCUGUGGAGGGUCGCUCCUGACCAGACGACACGUAUUGUCUGCAGCACACUGCUUCGUUACAUCAGAUGGAUUCGUCAUAAGUCCCUCAGUGGUCACCAUUCGCGUCGGCUCGACUUUCCUAUAUUCAGGAGGCUCCACACAUCAGGUAUCAGCAAUUAUAGUCCACGAGAACUAUGGUAUUCCAGUGAGGGACAAUGAUAUAGCAGUAUUAUUGCUCAGAACAGCUGUGACCUUAAGUUCAACUGUCGCUACUGCCUACAUACCGGUGCAAGGAGCCGCUGUAACUGACAACGCCACAGUCAUAGCCGUCGGUUGGGGACUGACUAGUGAAAAUGCUGCAGGGCCUUCGUCCGUAUUAAACGAGGUGUCAAUCAGGAAGAUCAACCUGGGCACAUGUCAAUACAACUACUUAAGACUACAAUCGACGUCGGGAAUCCCUUACCCUGUCACUAGCAACAUGAUCUGCGCUGGAAUCCUUGGCGUUGGAGGUAAAGAUGCGUGUCAAGGUGACUCUGGUGGUCCUCUCCUCUACGGUGGGGUAGUAGUGGGGGUGACGUCAUGGGGGGAGGGAUGCGCGCAGGCGGACUACCCUGGGGUGUCUGCCAGGGUCUCCAGCUAUACCACUUGGAUCAACAACACGGUUAACCGGUAUAAUGGUGCCAGUUCGGUUGACGUGGUUCGAGUCACUCUGCUGAUUCCCUUCUUGUAUUUAAUACUCAGCACUUAG
Messenger RNA from Spodoptera littoralis (African cotton leafworm), 957 nucleotides. The record is from the annotation of a GenBank genome assembly. NCBI's taxonomy places the organism in Eukaryota, Metazoa, Arthropoda, Insecta, Lepidoptera, Noctuidae.